AUGUCGAGCUCAGGAUCCGGCUUUCUUGGCCGCUCGAGCAGCAGCAAUGCGAAUAUGCGCGGUCUGGUUCAGUUCAUCGCUGAUCUAAGAAAUGCGAGAGCGCGCGAGCUCGAGGAGAAGCGAAUCAACAAGGAGCUGGCCAACAUUCGACAGAAGUUCAAGGAUGGUAGCCUCAGUGGCUAUCACAAGAAGAAAUAUGUUUGCAAGCUGUUAUACAUUUAUAUUCUGGGCUGGAAUGUCGACUUUGGGCACCUUGAAGCCGUUAACCUGAUCUCAGCCAACAAAUACUCCGAGAAACAGAUUGGAUAUCUGGCCAUGACGCUGUUCCUUCACGAGAAGCACGAACUCUUGCACCUCGUCGUCAACAGCAUUCGAAAGGAUCUUCUCGACCACAAUGAGCUUUUCAAUUGCCUUGCCUUGCACGCGAUCGCGAACGUAGGAAGUCGAGAAAUGGGUGAAGCCCUUAAUGGCGAGGUUCACAGGCUUCUGAUUUCCCCAACCUCCAAAUCGUUCGUCAAGAAGAAGGCGGCAUUGACACUCCUCCGCCUAUACCGCAAGCACCCUGAUAUCGUGUCACCACAAUGGGCUGAGCGCAUUAUCCAUCUGAUGGACGACUCUGACCUGGGUGUCGCACUUUCAGUAACAUCUCUUGUCAUGACCUUAGCCCAAGACAACCUGGAACAAUACAAGGGAGCGUAUGCUAAAGCGGCAGCCCGUCUGAAGCGAAUCCUUAUCGAUGGCGAAUAUACAACGGACUAUCUAUAUUAUAAGGUCCCAUGUCCUUGGCUACAGAUCAAGUUACUUAGACUUCUGCAAUACUUCCCCCCUGCAGAGGACACUCAUGUUCGAGACAUGAUCCGCGAAUCCUUACAAAGAAUUCUCAACUUGGCUAUGGAGACCAACAAAAACGUCCAGCAGAACAAUGCCCAGAACGCCGUCCUCUUCGAAGCCAUUAAUCUGAUUAUUCACCUGGAUACAGAGCAUGGCCUGAUGAAGCAAAUUUCAACGCGAUUGGGCAAGUUUAUCCAGAGUCGAGAGACCAAUGUCAGAUAUCUGGGUCUGGAGGCUAUGACGCAUCUCGCUGCGCGUGCUGAAACACUCGAUCCUAUCAAGCAACACCAGGAGAUAAUUCUCGGCUCGCUGAAGGACCGAGAUAUCAGUGUUCGUCGCAAAGGCUUAGAUUUACUCUACAGCAUGUGUGAUGCAACAAACGCCCAAGUGAUUGUUGGUGAGCUCCUGCAGUAUCUCCAGAACGCCGACUUUGCUAUCCGAGAAGAAAUGGUCCUUAAGAUCGCCAUUCUCACGGAGAAGUAUGCUACUGAUGUGCAGUGGUAUGUCGACAUCUCUUUACGACUUAUUGCCAUGGCUGGAGAUCAUGUCAGCGAUGAAGUCUGGCAGCGAGUUAUCCAGAUUGUGACAAACAACGAGGAACUGCAAGUGUACGCAGCUCAGAAUGCGCUGCAGUAUGUCAAGGGCGACCACUGUCACGAGACCCUUGUCAAAAUCGGCGCCUAUAUCCUUGGAGAAUUUGGCCAUCUGGUCGCCGACCAACCUCGUUGCAGUCCUAUUGAACAGUUCAUGGCUCUUCAAGGCAAGUUGAUGGCAUGCUCUUCGAGCACCCGCGCGAUGAUUUUGUCAUGCUUCGUCAAAUACGUCAACUUGUUUCCCGAGAUCAAGCCUCAGCUUGUUCAUGUGUUUGAAUUCCAUAGCCACAACCUAGACUCAGAGCUGCAGCAGAGAGCUUGCGAGUACCUGACACUUGUGAACAUGCAAACAGAUGACCUCCUGCGAACAGUCUGCGACGAAAUGCCGCCUUUUCCCGAAAGGCAGUCUGCACUUCUCUCAAGGUUACACCAGAAGCAUGCCAACACAAGCGACCGAAGGACUUGGGUCGUGGGAGGAAAGGACGCCAAUGCUGAUGCCAGAGAGCUUAGCAUGGGAACCGGUGCCCUUAAGAGGACUUUCAGUUCUAACAUGCCACUGAAUGGCAAACCAAACGGCCAGGCCGCAAAUGCAGCCGGUACGAACGGCCACGGCAAUGGCGUAGCCGAUCUGGCUGGCCUUGACCUCAACGCACCCUCACCAUCUGAGCCAAAGUUGCUCAAGGCCCCUAACCUGGCCAGCGCAGCUCAUUUGUCGCCAGGGUGGGAACAAGGGUUUAACAAACUGCUGGUUCGGUCGGACGGUGUACUCUACGAGGACGGCCAGCUGCAGAUUGGUGUUCGCUCCGAGUACCGCGGCCAGAUGGCUUGCUUGAUCACCUAUUUCAAGAACAAGACACCGGCAACAAUAAGCUCCUUUACAACCACCUUGGACUUGGAUGAGAACGAAAAGAGUAACCUCACCUGGGAUGUCAAGAACCUUCCCGACAGCACCAUCGUGCAAGGCGGGCAAUCCCAGCAAGUUGUCAUGUUCGAGGCAAAGAAGAUAUUCGAGAAGUGCCCUACUGUACGAAUCAGCUACCUGGCUGGUGCCCUUCAAGCACUGACUCUGAAGCUUCCUGUGGCGAUACACAAGUUUAUGGACCCGGCAGAGCUUACUGCCGAGGACUUUUUCAAGAGGUGGAAGCAGAUUGGUGGUGCACCCCGCGAGGCACAAGCCAUCUUCGGAGUCAAUGGCAAGGGUGAUAGACAACUCACAGAGAGCUUUGUCACCAAGACGGUAGAGGGAUUCAGAUGGCGUGUGCUAGACAUGGUAGAUCCCAACCCAAAGAACGUCGUUGGUGCGAGUGUGCUUCACACAUCCCAGGGAGGCAAAUUUGGUUGUCUGAUGAGACUGGAGCCAAACUAUGGACAACAGAUGAUCCGAUUGACCGUUCGCGCCACGGAUGAUUCUGUCCCGGCCGUGAUGUUGAAGUACAUGCAAGAGCGACUCGCUGCAGGUAUCUCAACAUCAGCCGAUCGAUUUGAGCCACCUUCACGAGAGCAGAUUUCAGACUCUUUCCGUAAUGUGAUGGUGACCUAG
Messenger RNA from Fusarium pseudograminearum CS3096, 2964 nucleotides. RefSeq lists its product as uncharacterized. Gene Ontology annotation, cellular component: AP-2 adaptor complex; membrane coat. NCBI's taxonomy places the organism in Eukaryota, Fungi, Ascomycota, Sordariomycetes, Hypocreales, Nectriaceae. Gene Ontology annotation, biological process: intracellular protein transport; clathrin-dependent endocytosis. Bases 1 to 2964 code for a protein of 987 amino acids. The record is from RefSeq and is a predicted model, not a curated record. Gene Ontology annotation, molecular function: clathrin-cargo adaptor activity. The transcript is spliced from 4 exons.